AUGAGGAUCGGCUGUCUUCAAUUUGCGCCAGAGGUUGGCGAUAUUGAUAACAAUCUGAAUCGUGCUGAUUCGGUUUUGAACCGCGCGAAUCGAAAUGAACUCGAAAGCCUUGACCUGCUGGUGCUUCCCGAGAUGGCUUUUACUGGUUAUAACUUCGAAUCACUAGAGGAGAUCCAGCCUUACCUUGAGCCGAAAGGCUCAGGGAUAUCGGCACUCUGGGCUAGGACUACGGCACUCAAGUACAACUGCAAGGUUGCUGUGGGUUACCCGGAGACCAGCACAGAUUGGAGUGGUCCUGUACAUUUCAACUCAUUGCUCCUUGUCAAUGAGGAUGGCGAGACCUUGGCAAACUACAGAAAGCAGCAUCUUUACUACAAAGACGAGACAUGGUGUAAGGAGGGGACUGGCGGUUUUUUCCAAGGUGAAGUGGAUGGCAUCGGGCAAACGGCCCUAGGGAUCUGUAAUCCCUAUAAGUUCGAAAGACCUUGGCACCAGUUCGAGUUUGCAUUCCACAUCCUUGAAUCGCACGCCAAUGUCGUCAUUAUCUCCGUGGCAUGGAGCACGCUUGAGGACCGCGCCGCCUUUUGCAGCAAGCCCUAUGAGCCUGACAUGGAAACACUCGAAUACUGGGCCAAACGCAUGGAGCCUCUGAUCCGUGCCGAGAGAGAUGCCGAAAUUAUUCUCGUCUUUGCCAACCGCUGCGGUAUUGAACGAGAUGUAUUGUACGCUGGUACUAGUGCCGUCAUGGGCAUCCAGAACGGCGAGGUCAACAUUUAUGGAGUCCUCGGCAGGGGCACCAAGCAUCUCCUCGUUGUUGACACGGACAACGCCCCGUUUGCGAAGCUGGUCCGUCGUCCAGGCAGGGAUACGGCCGAGGGCGAGUGGGAUGGCGUCACGCCCAACCCCGGGGUCGAGGCCCACGAUUUGCCUUUGCCUGACUACGAUGAGCUGGACAGACUUUUGGACCUGAGUAGAGUCACAGACCCCAUUAGCUCUCGGCCCUCAGCGCCCGUGCAGUUGUUACCGGUCAAUUUCCCGCUGUCUGCAUGUUUGCCCGAAAAGGCCAAAGAAGCAGUUAUGGAUGGAAGUGUGGAGCCUAGCAAGCUGACGGAGCUGGAUGUGAACCCAACCAAAGAGAAAACAACCAACUGCGCGAUUGGCUUCAAUGUUACAGGAGUGGUUCCAAACAGGCUAGUCGAGAUGCCACGUGCUGACAGUCCCACGUUAACAUCCGCUCGGCCCCGACUUAGAAAAUUGACGGCGACGUCACUAGCACCGGCCAACAACCCACACUCCUCGGAUAUUAGCGCCCGACCGAUAAUAGCACUCCCACACGAUCUCGUCACACCACCACCGAGUGGCGAGUUUCCCGGCCAAGAGUACCUCACUGCAGGCCAAGCAGAACUUUCUGCGCUCAGUGACACGGCUUUGUACUCGCCAGAGGAGCCAGUUUUGCCAUCCGCAUGUCAGUCGCCGUUGGACUUCAAACCACUGCCGCUAUGGCCACAUCGAUUAUCCGAAGCAAAAAGUGCAUUUAGGGUGUCGCCCGUGAUAACGGAACUAACGGUACCAAAAUCGCCAGCUCCAGCUCUCGAAAAAGUGCCUCCUGUGGAGCAGUCGCCGGAUGCCGACAGCGUGCCGCAAAUGGAGGUGCAGACGCCCGGGACAGCUAUACUGGCACCACAGGCAAUGUCGCACGGAUACAUACCGCUCCUACUAUUAACAAACGUCGGUUUUGAGGAGAAGCAAUAA
This is a messenger RNA of Pyricularia pennisetigena, 1752 nucleotides long. RefSeq lists its product as uncharacterized. NCBI's taxonomy places the organism in Eukaryota, Fungi, Ascomycota, Sordariomycetes, Magnaporthales, Pyriculariaceae. Gene Ontology annotation, biological process: protein catabolic process. The record is from RefSeq and is a predicted model, not a curated record. Gene Ontology annotation, molecular function: protein-N-terminal asparagine amidohydrolase activity; protein-N-terminal glutamine amidohydrolase activity. The transcript has 3 exons. The coding region runs from base 1 to 1752 and encodes 583 amino acids.